Porites evermanni is the source of this 3766-nucleotide messenger RNA. The record is from the annotation of a GenBank genome assembly. NCBI's taxonomy places the organism in Eukaryota, Metazoa, Cnidaria, Anthozoa, Scleractinia, Poritidae.
AUGGCGGACAAACCAAGCGACUUUACGGAAGCGGAGAGAAGGCGCAUGGAAGCCAUCAACAAACAGUUUGCCACUAGGCAGAAGCAACUUAAGCAGAUGAAAAGAAGAAAUUUAGCCAUAUUUGCUUGUCUGUUAACCUCUGUUGCCGGAAUUUGUAUCCUUUUUAUCUCAAACGAAACUGUUUUACGCAAUACACUUCAGCUUACAUUUUAAUACCGCAAAGAAAACUUUAUAAUCAAAGUAACGGAAAGCUUAGGUUAAACAUUUAUUGAAAUGUAGACUGCGAGUAUGUUUCAUUGACAUUGUUUCUCUUGAUAAUUGCUUGUCAUCUUCUGUUUGAGAAGAAGUUUAUCCGGAAUAAUGUAAUUAAGACAUCAUAUCUGGUCAAUUUGCGGACGGAUUCUUAGUCCCCAUUUCAGGGCAGCGCACGCGUAACUUUAUUAAAUUACUUGUUAGUACUGAAGAGAGACGCUUGAACUAACGAAUUCUAUUAAGGUGGAUUUAUUUUAGUCACAGGCGGAUAUGUGUCACGUCUAUAUUGCAUUUGGUCACAGUCACUUAAUCGCGUGCGUCACGUCCAGGAUAUUUUAACUUCAAAUACUCCGCCGCGUGAAACAAUAUAGCACAGAUCAACUUUAAUACUUGCGCUGAAUUUGGUGCAUUAUUUAAGGUGGACAAGUAAACGAAAUUUGGCAAAACUUCUUAUUCUUGGUUAAGUCAAAAGCACUGGUUUAUUUUAAUUACUAGGAAUUCUUCCGUGCUUUGGGGAAGUGUAUUAACUUCCUUUGUUUGAAGUGGAUACGGACAUGCAGUCAUUUGUGUAAUGUAUCCACAUUUGACCAGGUGUAAGGGCUUUGUGUUGUAAUAUGAUUGAUCACUUGCAUAGAAAUCUACAGCAGUAUGACUUGAGUGACUGACAAAUUUAAUUCCACUUUCAAGUCGUGUGGGGUCAGGUCUAUUGAUCAUGUGUCUCCCAAUUUUUUUCAAAACUUUUGUUUACAUCCAUUCAUGUGCUACCCCCUUUGUGGAUUAUCAAUUUAGAUUUAGAUAAUAUAUAAAUCACCCUUGUGGUCAUAUUUUAAAAAGUUUCUAAAUGACCAGAGGCCCGUUUCUCGAAAGGCCCGGUAACUUUGCAAGCCCAAAGGCAGAUUUUAAAAUAAAAACAGCACAGUUUCUAGCUCACAAACCAGGCCAUUUUGCUUUGUUAACUGAUAGUUUUAUUGUAUCAUUUGCAAAAUUAUUGAAACUUUGAUUUUGAAUGCAAACUCGGCAAGCAUGAAACAGCUUUUCAGGUCUGAAAAGUUACCGGGACUUUCGAGAAACGGGCCCCAACAUCUGAUCAAGGUUUUCAAGUCAAUUAAUUAAACUAUUGACAGUCUGAUCUGUCUGAUCUUGCUACAUUGGGUGACAUGGAAUAAAGCAAAAGUAGAUCUAGGGAUUUGGGAAUUAGGAGACAAGAAUAUAAAAUCAUCUGAUGAUUGUACAAGGUUAAAACUAUUUAGUAUUUUGAAAAUCUUGACUGGCAUCUGGCCACAUAGUGACAGCCUAAAUGUUACAUUUAUGCUGACUUUGGUUUGCAAUCAUAACUACACAAUACAGUAGAACCUUGAUAAAAUGAAGAGCAAAGGGACUGGCAAAAUUUGUUCUUUAUAACGAGGUUUCACUAUAUUGAGUUUUUUUUUCUAAUACACAUAUAUCAUUAUUUUGUAUUUUACUAUUACUGGGUUAAAAAAAAAUUGUUUGUGAUAACAAGGACUUUGGAUAGUCAAGGUUUGUUAUUUUGAGGUUCCACUGUACUAAUGGAACAAGGGAUAUGAUGGAAAUUUAGCGAAGAAUGAAAUGGAAUCAUGUUAAUCUGAGUGAUGACAGUUCCUUUGAUUUGAUGAGCAGCCAAAGAAAACAAUGUUGAAAGAAUUAGUAUUGGAUUAUAUGCAAUCAGGAAACAGUUGUUCCUGCAAAGCUUAUAUUCAGGAAGCAAUAUUGUGGUCUGUGAACCAGUGUUAGUUAUUACUGCUUUCAUUGAAAAAAAAGCCCUGGAGAAGAAAAUUCAAAUCCACUACCAGCACUUUAAGAAUUGUCUCGAAAAGGAGAUGGGCUUUGGUAAAGAAGAAAAGUGGAGUAGGACCAAAAAAUUGAUUUUUAAAAUAAGUCAGACAUAAAGUAGGCAUUAGAGUGGAACAAAUUAUUUUGUUUGAAACAUCAUUCACAUCAAGCAAACCAAAAAGAAAAGACUGUGAGCUUUUCUGAGUUGCAAUAUCAAAGAUAUUGGAAUCAGACAGCUCAUUCUUACUGGUGACCUUGUGCCUGUAGUGGGAUGAAACGCUAAAACCAGAUAGAGGGCAGGGGUAAAGAGAGGGAGUGUAGGGAUUCAGAUGCUGAAAAAAUUAUUUAAGAUGAAAUCCAUUAGGAAAUUGAGUAAUUUUUAUUUUCAGUGGACAAAAACCUUGUAUCAGAAUAAGCAUAUUGCAUUCUUUUUCACACUUUUCAAGAGCUAUAAAUGUAACAAGUUAUAUGAAAAAACUCCAAAAGAAAGGUUCUUAAAAUAAAUAUGGAGGCUGUGAGGAAAUACUUCAGAAGCCUCAAAUUUCACAAAAUGAAAUCUUAUGCGUGACGAUUUUACCUUGUGAAAUUUUAAAUUUAUUUUCUCGGGCUCCAUAAGAAAUUGUCUUUGGUGUUAUUACAGAUAACUAAUGACAUAGGUCUUCAAAAGUGUAAAAAGAAUGCAAUAUGGCUUAAAAUAUGGACAGUACAAGGUUUUUGUCCACUGACAAAUUUCAAUUUCCUAAUGGAUCCUGUCUUAAAUAUUUCAAGGGUUGUGAGGUUUAAUAAAGACUUCUCAGCUGUAGAAAAUGUUAAGAUAAGAACUUGGUCCUAAAACUUCCUUGACAAUGUUUAGAUGGAUAUACAUUAUUUGCAACAAAGCAAGAAAAGCUGGACUUUNAUUGAUUUUUAAAAUAAGUCAGACAUAAAGUAGGCAUUAGAGUGGAACAAAUUAUUUUGUUUGAAACAUCAUUCACAUCAAGCAAACCAAAAAGAAAAGACUGUGAGCUUUUCUGAGUUGCAAUAUCAAAGGUAUUGGAAUCUCAUUCUCACUGGUGACCUUGUGCCUGUAGUGGGAUGAAACGCUAAAACCAGAUAGAGGGCAGGGGUAAAGAGAGGGAGUGUAGGGAUUCAGGUGCCGAGAAAAUUAUUUAAGAUGAAAUCCAUUAGGAAAUUGAGUAAUUUUUAUUUUCAGUGGACAAAAACCUUGUAUCAGAAUAAGCAUAUUGCAUUCUUUUUGACACUUUUCAAGAGCUAUAAAUGUAACAAGUUAUAUGAAAAAACUCCAAAAAAAAGGUUCUAAAAAUAAAUAUGGAGGCUGUGAGAAAAUACUUCAGAAGCCUCAAAUUUCACAAAAUGAGAUCUUAUGCGUGACGAUUUUACCUUGUGACUUUUUAAAUUUAUUUUCUCGGGCUCCAUAAGAAAUUGUCUUUGGUGUUAUUACAGAUAACUAAUUACAUCAAUAGGUCUUCAAAAGUGUAAAAAGAAUGUGAUAUGGCUUAAAAUAUGGACAGUACAAGGUUUUUGUCCACUGACAAAUUAGAAUUACUCAAUUUCGUAAUGGAUCCUGUCUUAAAUAUUUCAAGGGUUGUGAGGUUUAAUAAAGACUUCUCAGCUGUAGAAAAAAUGUUAAGAUAAGAACUUGGUCCUAAAACUUCCUUGACAAUGUUUAGAUGGAUAUACAUUAUUUGCAACAAAGCAAGAAAAGCUGGACUUUGAUGACUGA